Messenger RNA from Ustilago hordei, 783 nucleotides. RefSeq lists its product as uncharacterized. Bases 1 to 783 code for a protein of 260 amino acids. The transcript has a single exon. The record is from RefSeq and is a predicted model, not a curated record. NCBI's taxonomy places the organism in Eukaryota, Fungi, Basidiomycota, Ustilaginomycetes, Ustilaginales, Ustilaginaceae.
AUGAUGUAUUCAGUCGGUGCUUCGGCAAGUAAACUUGGCAUGCAUUGCAGCGAUGACCUUGAUCGGGAAUCCACCAUCGCUUCUUCGGACGGUCCCUUCCACGAUGCUUCCUCCAACACUGGUACGGGGACCAUCCAUUUGCUUUCUGGCGAUGAGUCGGACUUUGGCGAAGAUCGCAAACCUUCCCCAGCACCCAGCUUCGAUUCGGACGAUGAUAUUGAAGUGAUUGAUGUUGUUCGACGUGGGUCUCCUCCCCCUCCAUCCGCAUUCGAAGACACCAAACCCAAGUUCGAAGACACUAAACCCAAGUUCGAAGACACCAAGCCUGCUCGUGGCCGUGGCGCCCCUCGUGGUCCAACUCAACGACUCACCGAAGCUAUGCAAGCCCAAAUCGUCUCCCUUCGCGAAGCAGGCUGGACCAACAAAGCGAUCGGAGAACAUAUCGACCGCAGUCCGAACACGGUCAAUUCUUUCCUUCGAAGCCGCAAGAAGAGGAUCGAGGCUUUGAUCAGUGAUCUGCCUGGUUCCAGACCGAUUAAAGGCCUUCCUGCUGCUGGACGAUCGAGAGUGGCAAAGCAGGAAGAUGUGGAGCCGAAUGUGAGAUUGUCAGUCCCAACUCCUAGAGCUAAAGCGACGACGAAGCGCGAGAGGGAUACGGGUGCUGCUUUCGGUUUUGACCAGGAGGAUUUGCUUGAUGUUAAGCCGGGUAAGCGACCUAAGAAGGAGGAGCCCUUUUAUGUAUCGAAAGGGACAACGGGACGUGAAUCCAUCGCCUCAUCUUAG